AUCACUGUAGUCUCAGUAGAUCGUUCGUCGCGAAAUGUUAUGAAAUAAAAAGUCAUGAUCAUUUUAAAAAUUGUCUAAUUUAUGGUCUCUUGCACGCAGCGGAUAAAUAUCGGUGGAUACUGAACGAAAGUGACUUCAUUCACGUACUUAGGAUACUAAACUUUCAUACCGACUAUUUUGUGUAAAUAUAACCCCAAAACGACAAAUAGUAAACAACUUCCAUUAAAUCUUUCUAUAUAAUUAAUUUGUAAAGUUAUACAAUUCCAAUAUUAUAAAUACGUAUUUUACAAUGAAUUUGCCACGGUUAUUGAUUGUGAGCACGGAGAAAGGAAAAGCUCACGAAAUCGCUACGAAUAUGGGAGCAGAGCGACUUUCCAACCAAGACUAUUUUGAAUAUUAUCUGUGGAAUAUUGACAACAAAUAUUACAAAGCACAAGUGUUAAUAUGUGUUACAGAAAAUCCAAUUCCAGACAUUUCAGUGGAAGGUGUAGAAGCCCUUAUUGUACAUCAUAAUCCUCAGACAGGAGAUGCAGAACAGAAUUUAAAGCAAUGGUCACCUUUAAUCAGUUCUUUAGCAGAUGCAGAAGUAUUAUUAUUUUCUUGUAGUUUUAUAACAGAUGUUCUUAUAAGGGACAAAGUAAUAAAAUGGUGCCUGCAAAGAAAGUUUGAAUUGAUCGAAUUAAAUAGACCUGACUCUGAUGCUUCAGAAUCUGAUCUAGAACAUAAUAAAUACGGCAUUGAGAGGAUGGUUGAAGCUUUACAUGCUCAUAUGUGGCCUAACAUGAUACUCAAAGGGAAACCGUCGAGCGCCGAAGAACAAAACUCCGAUCUGAACGAAGUUGAAGAACAAUUUGAGAACAUUAAACUCACUAAAGAUUCCACAGAAAGAUUACCAAUGGAGAACAUGCUAGAUAGUAUUAUGGGGGAAGAAAAUGCAGAUUUCGGUGAAUUGUUUAGUCAGUUGAUGGCAAUGAAGGAACAUGCAGCAUCUCUGCCUUCAAAUCAGAGACGAAUAGCUGCAGAACAGUUAGUCACUGCUUUUUGGAAAGCAAUGGGUGGUGAUCCAUCGGAAACGGAAUUAGAUUAAUUUAUACGUUAAUCAUAUAAUGCACAUAGGUACAUACAAGAAAAGCAUAACUGCUUCGGAUAGACCCUGUUUUGAUAUUCCAGUUUAAAAUGAAAUUAACGAAAAAACCAAUUAUCAUUGCAAUAAUAACACCAUAAUAACGACUAUAGAAACUAUAAGAUUGUAAUAAAUGUAAGAA
Messenger RNA from Dufourea novaeangliae, 1265 nucleotides. Its product is annotated as alpha- and gamma-adaptin-binding protein p34-like. The coding region runs from base 290 to 1087 and encodes 265 amino acids. The record is from RefSeq and is a predicted model, not a curated record. Lineage: Eukaryota; Metazoa; Arthropoda; Insecta; Hymenoptera; Halictidae. The transcript has 6 exons.